This is a messenger RNA of Paramisgurnus dabryanus, 3930 nucleotides long. It is a transcript of the gene slc16a12b, whose product is annotated as solute carrier family 16 member 12b. Gene Ontology annotation, biological process: creatine transmembrane transport. NCBI's taxonomy places the organism in Eukaryota, Metazoa, Chordata, Actinopteri, Cypriniformes, Cobitidae. Gene Ontology annotation, molecular function: transmembrane transporter activity. The record is from RefSeq and is a predicted model, not a curated record.
UAUUUGUAAGCAAUAACGGUACAGUAAGGUUUUUUUCAUAAACAUUUAUAAAUGCAUUAGCUAACAUUAACUAACAAUAGGCAAUAUGUUUACAAUAUUUUUCUCUUACUCUUUGUGAAUGUUAGUUAAUACCAAUACAAAUCUUCAUUGUUCAUGUUAAUUCAUUGUGCAUACACCUUUUUAAUUCACAGAACUUUAUUAGUCCAAGUGGAAAAUUGCUUUCCUGUUACAAUUACAGAAAAGAAAAAUGACAGAAAGGAAAAGUAACAUACAUAAAUAUAUAUAAAUAAGACAUUAAACAUCUGGUAUGAUUAAAAUCUGGAUUUGCUAUAAAAUUAACUAAGAUUAAUAAAUGUGUCAGAAGUUUGGUUCAUAGUUCAUGAAAUAUUGGUUUCACACUGUAAGGUAGACAUUGCAGUUUUGGUAAACAGUGACGUUUUUCCACACACAGUAAAAAGAAAAGUUGGGUCAUCUUAAAAAAUUACUUCAAUAACGGCAAAAAAAAAUGUUUAACUUACAUUUCUCAAUUUUCUUUUGCAAGCUGAGUUAACUCCCACCAUUACAAUAGAAAAGAACAAAUCCUAUACGUUGCAAUGCAUACUUGCAUAAUUAUUCCUUGACGUGGUAAGGGGAGUGGAUCGAGAGGUAGGUGAGUUCACUCACUGCUAGCACGCUGAAACAUGUUUGGGGUCGGGAUGUUCCCAGUAAUGCCAACUUACUACGUAAAGAAACCCGCAGGAAGAUGAUGGACAUGUUGCCCCAUAUUAAUAUUAAUCCACUGCGCGUAAUUUUUUAAAUCGUCCUGGCAGGUUAAUGCGAUUCAAGAAUCGUAAAGUUGAUUCUUAACUGAAUGGGGACCGUGUGGAUUGUGUCUGCAGUACAUAUGUUUUAAAUGCAGAGUCUCUAAAUGUGGGCCUCACAUCUGCAGAAGGAAUUCAAUGAGCAGUGAGUGUGGCGGCAGGGUGGUGUAACGUGUGUUUUGGACUUGCUGCAGGGCUUUUGGAGUUUGAAAGGGAUUUAAAGUGGUGGGAAGGACAGACCCCAUGGCUCUGGAAAAGAAGAAAGGAGGAGUCCUUCCUCCUGAUGGCGGUUGGGGAUGGAUGAUCGUGGCUGGCUGCUUUGUAGUAACCGUAUGCACCCGAGCUGUCACGAGGUGCAUCUCUAUAUUCUUUGUUGAAUUUCAAAUGCACUUUGCAAAAGAUUACUCGGGGACAGCAUGGAUUCAUUCAUUAGUGGACUGCACCACCAUGCUCUGUGCUCCACUCGGAAGCCUGAUCGGGAAUCGGUUGUCAUGCCGCAUCGCUGUAAUACUAGGAGGAUUCCUGGCUUCUAUAGGAUUAGUUCUCAGCUCCUUCGCAACCAGUCUGGAGUAUCUUUAUCUUUCUCUGGGAAUCUUAACUGGGCUUGGGUUUGCACUCUGCUACACACCUGCUAUUGCCAUGGUUGGUGUGUAUUUCUGUGAGAGGAAAGCUUUGGCCUAUGGCAUUGCCAUGUCUGGAAGUGGCAUCGGGACUUUCAUCUUGGCCCCUGUGGUGCAGCUGUUAAUCGAACACUACUCGUGGCGUGGGGCUCUACUUAUACUUGGUGGCUUCGUGUCUAACCUAUGUGUAUGUGGAGCUCUGUUACGGCCCAUCAUUUUAAAGGAAGAAGAGGCCUGUCCUCUUCCAGUGGACUCGGAGUGUGGCUAUGACGGCAAGCCGUCUGAGGUGAACAGUAUGCUUACGGGGAAGGUGGCAGGCAUCAAAUCAGAAGCAGACGGUAACCUGCCUUGCCUUCAGUCCAUGCAGGAAUACAGCUUUCUGCUCAUGCCCGACUUCCUGGUGCUGGCAGGGUCCUUUUUUCUUUUAGCUACUGGCUGCAGUCUGCCGUUUGUGUAUUUGGUGCCUUAUGCCCUGGAUGUAGGCGUCAGUCAUCACAAUGCUGCCUUCCUAAUGUCAAUAUUGGGAGUCAUUGACAUUAUAGGCAACAUUUCAUUUGGCUGGCUCACCGACAGGAGGUUUCUUAAAAAAUACAGGAAUAUUUGCUACCUUUUUGCAGUGGGAAUGGAAGGAUUAUGCUGUCUUUUUAUUCCACUCUUACGCACAUUUGUCCUGCUGAUACCUUUCUCUGUGCUCUACGGGUACUUUGAUGGAGCCUAUGUUGCUCUUAUCCCUGUGGUAACAUCAGAUGUUGUAGGAACAACGUACUUAUCUUCAGCUCUGGGGGUUGUGUACUUCCUCCAUGCGGUUCCUUAUCUUGUCAGCCCACCCAUUGGAGGUUGGCUGGUAGACACCACAGGAACUUACACAGCAACAUUCUUUCUAAGUGGAUUUGCUCUGAUCUCAAGCUCUCUCCUGCUGUUCGUGGCCUUCAUCAUUCGCCACUGCCAGAGAAAGCAAAAAAACUAUCCGAGCGAAGACCCAAAACUGGAGUCAUGUGAGGGCAAUCAAGUGGACUAUUAUUCUUCAAAAAAUAAAGACCUGACGAUAAUUAUCCCAGCCACAUCAUAGUACUGGGAUAGGGAUUUGUAUUAGGUUUUUUUUAUUGUAAAAAUGUUUUUAUUAGCAGAAACUUAUUUAGGGGCGGUUUCCCGGACUGGGAUUAAACUAAUCCUAGACUAAAAUAAAUAUAAGAGCUGUCCAAACUGGAAACAGCUUGCACUGACAUAUCUUAAAAUACAUCAGUGCCUUUUGUUUUGCCUCAAAAUGCACACAAGUAAUGUUUCAGUAAGGCAUGUUUGUUAAAACUAGUUAUAUUUCCUAAUUAAACUAAGGCCUAGUCCUGGUUUAAGAUAAUCCCUGUCCGGCAAACCACCCCAUAGAGUUACAGAUAUUGUUUAAUUAGCAACAAAUUUGUUGUAAAAAUUCUUAUACUGUAUUACUUUUUACUUUGUUUCUCUCUGAAACGCAUUUAAUUCUCAUCUAGAAUGACAACUUUAUAAAGGAGAGACUCCAACCUGUUGCACAUUACAUAUUAGGUAUUUUUUAUGUGUCUCAUUUCUCAUCAUAUUUUCUCAACAGUGGUUAAGCUUUAUUUGUGUAGUGUGACCCUGGACCACAAAACCAGUCGUAAGUAGCACAGGUUUACUUGUAGCAAUAGCAAUCAUUAGGUUAUUAAUUAUAGAUAAAGUUACAUAAAGAUAUUUUGUCAAUUUCCUACCAUAAAUUUAACUUUAAAUGUGAUUUUGUCAUUUAUAUGUUGGCCAAAUAUUGUCCUGUCCUAACAACCCAUACAUCAGUGGCUUAUGUAUUCAGCUUUCAGAUGAUGUUUAAAUCUCAAUUUCAAAAAAUUUAUCCUUAUGACUGGUUUUGUGGUCCAUGGUCACAUAUGUACACCUUAAAAAAAACGGUGCUAUAUAGUACCAAAAGUGGUUCUUUGCUCGUAAUCAUAGAAGAACCGUUUUUAGUGCCAUAUAGCACCGGUGAAGCACCUGUGUAGAACCAAAUAGUGCUAUGUAGAACCAUAUGUGGUGCUAUAUGGCCCCUAUUUGGUUCUACACAGGUGCUUUACUGGUGCUUCACCGGUGCUAUAUGGCACUAAAAACGGUUCUUCUAUGAUUACGAGCAAAGAACCACUUUUGGUGCUAUAUAGCACCGUUUGUUUUUAGAGUGUAGGAGGUUUUCUGUGGACCAUAAAAUUACAGAAUGUAGGUCAUUGUAACUCAAGUUCCAGUUAGAUUUUUUUAUGUCAGCAGAGGGCAGUGGUGCUUCACGUAUUGCUAAACAGCUUAUUAAGCUGCUGUAAUCAGUAUAAGGUAGCCACUAUGCACAUUUUCUCCUGCCCUGCUCUUAGUUUGUUAUAGCAUGAAAUUAUUGAGUUGUGUUUUUAUAAAUAUAUCUGUAAGAUUUCUGUUUUGGUUAUUAAUGUAGGUUUUACUGUUCUAUGCAAGUAAUGCUUAAAAGUCGAAGCACAAUAUAAGGGACAGUGAAACUAUUGUUGCGUAUUUUGUUC